AUGGCUGAGAUUGACGAGUUAACGCUUUCUGUAGUCCAUUAUGUCCAGGCCUCGAAGCGGUUGUCAACAUGGCCCCAAUCUCAGCUUCAAAAGGAGUUCCAUUGCCUCCAUUGUCUCCAUUGUCUGCCUACAUGCCCCCCCUCCUCAUUGAUAAAUUCGGCCGAGGUCGUAACCCUGGCAGAACGUAAAGCAUCCCAAAGGGCAGAGAAUCUCCAGGUUCUGGCCGUGAGCCUCCUGGCAGAUCUGAAAGCGGCGUGUGGAACAGCCCAUGAGCUUGGGCGCCGGCAGCUGACUUGGGGCACCGUCGUUCCUGCCGGGAUUGCCGGUAGCGAUGAGGACAUGGAUGACGUUCUGGCGAUCAUCGCAAAGCUGAUGGCAGAAGACAGGAAGUUGACCAGCAUCGGCUUCCGAAAGAUUGAGUGGUGCGUGCAAAGCCCAAGCGCCGACUCAAUGGGUGUGGGGCUGACUUGGCUCAAGGAUGCGCUGAUGAAGUAUGAAGCAAAGCAGCAAGCAAUUGAUCAAGGCUCUCAGUCUUCGCAGACUGCCGAAGACAGUGACCGCUUCUUUCUUUGUUGCGUCCUUGCGUCUGAAGGUGACGAAGAGGAAGAAGUUUGGGACCUUCUAGCUGGCAGCGCAGUCGAGAGCCAGGCCGGUUGCGUGAGCGUGUCGCUCACACCCGAAGUCCGAAAAGCUACACCGGAUGUGCCAACUCUCAGCGAGCAGCGAGAAGUGCAUGCAGAGCCGGAGCCUGUGGCAGUGGCCUCCCCGUUCAGAUCGAGGACAAGCGCGAGCCGACGCAUUCCUGCAGACAUCCUAGACAACCCCGAGCUGAACGCCUUCAUCGCAACGAAGCUCCCGCGGACCCACGAUUUCGAGGUUCACCGCUCUGUCUGGAAGUUGCGGCGGGCCGCUGCAAGGCAUGUAGGCCUGCAGCUGCCAGAAGGCUUGCAGGGCUGGGCCACAGCCUUGGCAGACAUCUUUGCACGUUUCGUCCCAACCGUGGAGAGCAGCACCAUCUUCGGCGAUGUCACGUUCGGUGCGUGCUGCAUUGACGACCUCGGGGCAUCUGCCCUUGGAGUGGAUUUCCUCAUCCACUACGGUCACUCCUGCAUCGUGCCGACAGAUCAAACUACCGUCACCACUCUCUAUGUUCAUGUCGAGGUUGAGGUGGAUGUGGAACACCUGGUGGACACCAUCCAGCACAACUUUGCUGCUGACAAGCGUCUUGCCUUCAUGAGCAGUGUGCAGUUCUCAUCAGGCAUGUUGCAGGCCGUGGACGAGCUUCAGAAAGAGGCAGAUGAUGGCAGGGCAAAGGUCCCACAGGUGAAGCCUCUGGGUGUUGGAGAAACACUUGGUUGCACGUCGCCCAAUGCUGGUGACGUCGAUGCGGUAGUUUUUGUCUGUGAUGGCCGGUUCCAUCUGGAGAGCGCCAUGAUCCAGAAUCCGCACUUGCGGGGAAACUUUUUCCGAUACGACCCAGCCUGCCUCACGCUGACGCGAGAAGGCUUUGCGCAUGACGAGCUGCACUCAAGCCGACGCGCUGCGAUUGCAGCAGCGCGGGAAGCACAACUAGUGGGCUUGGUUCUUGGGACACUUGGACGGCAGGGAAGCGUUGGAGUACUGGAGGAGCUUGUGCGACUAUUGGACCAACGAGGUGUUGCGCACUUCACAAUUCUUCUGUCAGAGAUUUCGCCAGAGCGGCUUGCACUCAUGCCAAAAGUCGAGGCGUGGGUACAAGUCGCUUGCCCACGGCUGUCGAUGGACUGGGGCAGUUCUUACCAGAGGCCCCUGCUCACACCCUACGAGGCACAUGUAGCUUAUGGGGGGCUUGCCUACAAAGAUGUCUAUCCGAUGGAUUACUACUCCAACAAGGGGGGACCUUGGGCAAACUAUGGUGCGCACAAUGGCCAUGGAGGAAGCGUUGGCCAGAAGUUCCGGCAUCUCGGGCAGAAGAAUAGGAGGCACUUGGAAGCCAGGAUCUUAAGGCUUCCAACUGUACAUGUUUUUGCGCCGCCUUGGCAGCCGAGCCGGACCAAGCCACAUCAAGCCACGGGACGUGCACGUGGGCAGUGCAAGCGGCCUCGGAGUUUCCGGUCCGCAAGGUCGGAAGGCAGAUGCGGAAAGCGACGCAGGUCGAGCUGA
This is a messenger RNA of Symbiodinium natans, 2142 nucleotides long. NCBI's taxonomy places the organism in Eukaryota, Dinophyceae, Suessiales, Symbiodiniaceae. The record is from the annotation of a GenBank genome assembly.